AUCGUGCUAAAGAUCAACAAGCGGCUUCAGUGUAAGGAAUCCCGGUGUAACAUAUUACCUAGAAGUGACGGCCUAUAUUCCCGGCAGACGGAUCCGACUGGUACCAGCCGCGAUGGAUAAGGUGUACCUGCUGCAAACGCUAACCGGCCAUGUUGGCCGUGUCUGGAGUGCGUCUUGGCAUCCGAGCGGUGACAUAUUCGCUUCUUGCGGCGAGGAUAAAACAAUUCGUGUAUGGACGAAGACGGACACCAACCGAUGGGUCGCCCAGACAGUGCUAACGGAUGGGCAUUCACGGACCAUACGCGACGUUGCCUGGUCGUACUGUGGUCACUAUCUUGCAUCGGCCAGUUUCGACACGACGGUAGCAGUUUGGGACAAAAAGUCAGGUGAAUUUGAAUGCAAUGCCACACUGGAAGGGCACGAUAAUGAGGUUAAGAGUGUCACCUGGUCUAGGUCAGGCAACUUGCUAGCAACGUGCAGCCGGGACAAGUCGGUCUGGAUCUGGGAGAUACACAAUGCACCGGGGCAGGAGGAUGAGUACGAAUGUGCUGCAGUGCUGAACGGCCACACGCAAGAUGUGAAAAAGGUAUGUUGGCAUCCGCAAGAAGAAUUGCUGGCAUCUGCCAGUUACGACAACACGAUACGCAUGUACCGUCAGGACACGGUGGACAGCGAGUGGGAAAUGCUCGAACCAAUGGAAUCGCACACCUCAACCGUGUGGAGCAUAUCGUUUGAUGCGACCGGCAAACGUUUAGCAUCCUGCAGCGAAGACACAACGGUGAAGAUCUGGCAGCAGUACGGACCGGACAACACGGUUGGCAUACAAUGCCCGGACAAGGGUUCGGUGUGGAAGUGUGUAUGCACUCUGGCUGGGUUCCAUUCGCGUAGCGUGUACGAUAUUGACUGGUGUAAGCAAACUGGUCUGCUGGCGACCGCUUGCGGUGAUGAUUUGGUACGAAUAUUUAAGGAGGCAACCAAUUCUGACCCGAACGAACCAACGUUUGAGCUGGUGGUAACGAUCGCAGCACACAGCCAAGACGCGAACAAAGUUGCCUGGCAUCCGGUCAAACCCGGCAUCCUGUUGACGGCGAGUGACGAUGGCGAAAUCAAGAUAUGGCAGUAUCAGGAGGACGCCGAUCUAAGCCAAGAACGGUGCCAGGAUUAGUAUAAUCCGAACUCUUCCAGUCGGGGUUGACCCGGUGGUGUAUUUGGUAGCGGCGCCGGUCUUCAACACGACAGGGCCGGUGAAAAAUCCCACCCAAAUCAAUCCACCGUACGCAGGAUUGACUAUCUAGCUACGCGAAAAUAAAAACAAGCCAGAAAUAGCACGCCUCUCGACCUCUUGAGGUUGUUGUGCCGCUAAAGAAGAGGAACUCGCCCAGUCACAUCGCAUGCCUAAAGGAAUAUGAGCUCGAUCGUUACAUUGCAAAUAAAGUUGUUUCUAGUUAAGAUUCCUAAAACAUUCAAUUACUGGUAACAUUUCGAAACAUUCAUGACAAUAUGCAUUUCACACUAAUAAUAUGAGUUGUAAUAUAAAAAGAUUGAAGUGUAAGAUUGUACUAUUGCUUCAUUAUCCAACUGUUGCAUGGUUCACUCUCUACGGAGAUGUAA
Molecule: messenger RNA, 1611 nt
Organism: Anopheles moucheti
Lineage: Eukaryota; Metazoa; Arthropoda; Insecta; Diptera; Culicidae
Gene: Ciao1
Product: probable cytosolic iron-sulfur protein assembly protein Ciao1
Exons: 3
Coding region: 113-1165 (350 amino acids)
Biological process (GO): iron-sulfur cluster assembly
Cellular component (GO): cytosolic [4Fe-4S] assembly targeting complex
Molecular function (GO): protein binding
Source: RefSeq, a predicted model, not a curated record